Zalophus californianus (California sea lion) is the source of this 6266-nucleotide messenger RNA. RefSeq names its product phosphatidylinositol transfer protein cytoplasmic 1 (gene PITPNC1). Gene Ontology annotation, cellular component: cytoplasm. Gene Ontology annotation, biological process: phospholipid transport. Bases 893 to 1891 code for a protein of 332 amino acids. The record is from RefSeq and is a predicted model, not a curated record. Lineage: Eukaryota; Metazoa; Chordata; Mammalia; Carnivora; Otariidae. Gene Ontology annotation, molecular function: phosphatidylinositol transfer activity; phosphatidylinositol binding. The transcript has 9 exons.
CGCACCCACCUCCCGGGCCCGAGGCACACUGCAGCUCCGCGCUGACUCUCCGGCCCCGGCGAGGUGGCUGCAAACUCGCGGGCACGCACGGCGCUCGCGGAGCCGAGGGACUCGGGGGAGGGGACGUGCGCGGAAGGCGCCAGCUUCCUCUCGCCCGCCCCUCGCCGCCGCGAGCCCAGGUUGGAGGAACCCCGGGCCCCAACCCGACAGAGCCGAGCGGUGGCGGCGGCUUCCUUUUUCUCCCGCUGCGAGCCCUGGAGCGCCUCGGGGACCGGCCCUAAAAAGAGCAGGAAAUCUUGUUUACCGCCCGGGGAGAGGAGCCGAUCGAGCCUUUGUCUGGAAAAGUCAGCAUCCCCAGCUCCGGCUGCAAUGUGUUCCUGGUGACAUUAGCAUUGGCAGACCCGCCGCGGAAGGGGGGUCGCCAGGUUCAUGUCUGCAUUCGGAGGCGGAUCGAGCGGGUGACUUUUGUGCAUUCGUUUUAAUUUUCGGAAAUCUCUCUUUUUUCCUCCCUUGCCCGCCACCGGGCAUGUCCUGAUCCGGCGGCCGCUCCUACCGCCCGGGGCUGCCGAUCUGAGCGGUUUCCAGCGGGUCUCCCUCCCUCUCUCCCUGAUCCCUCCCUGAUCCCUCCCUGACUUUGCAACACCGCGUUCCGGGAGGACCGACCUCGGCGAGAAAGAAGGCGGGGGAGCCCCGAACACCCGGACCCGAACCUUGACAUGCUCUCCGGCGGAGAAGAGGAAGCUAGGAGCUGAGCGCACCGCCGGGGCUGCUUCGCCGGCCGGCUCCGAGCGCAGGGCUCCGGACGCCCUGCCCUGCGCCUGGGCGGCAGCUUUGUUGGUUUAGGGGGCGCCCCCCCCGCUUCCCGCCCCGGGGGCGCGCGGCCGGCAGGACCAUGCUGCUGAAGGAGUACCGGAUCUGCAUGCCGCUCACCGUGGACGAGUACAAAAUCGGACAGCUGUACAUGAUCAGCAAGCACAGCCAUGAACAGAGCGACCGAGGAGAAGGGGUGGAGGUCGUCCAGAAUGAACCCUUUGAGGAUCCUCACCAUGGCAACGGGCAGUUCACCGAGAAGCGGGUGUAUCUCAACAGCAAACUGCCUAGCUGGGCUAGAGCUGUGGUUCCCAAAAUCUUUUAUGUUACAGAAAAGGCUUGGAACUAUUAUCCCUACACAAUUACAGAAUACACAUGUUCCUUUCUGCCGAAAUUCUCCAUUCAUAUAGAAACCAAGUAUGAGGACAACAAAGGAAGCAACGACCGCAUUUUUGACAAUGAAGCCAAAGACCUAGAGAGAGAAGUUUGCUUUAUUGAUAUCGCCUGCGAUGAGAUUCCAGAACGUUACUACAAAGAAUCUGAGGAUCCCAAGCACUUCAAGUCAGAGAAGACAGGACGGGGACAAUUAAGGGAAGGCUGGAGAGAUAGUCAUCAACCCAUCAUGUGUUCCUACAAGCUGGUGACCGUGAAGUUCGAGGUCUGGGGGCUUCAGACCAGAGUGGAACAAUUUGUACACAAGGUGGUCCGGGAUAUUCUGCUGAUUGGACAUAGACAGGCUUUUGCAUGGGUUGAUGAGUGGUACGACAUGACAAUGGAUGAAGUCCGAGAAUUUGAACGAGCCACUCAGGAAGCCACCAACAGGAAAAUUGGCGUUUUCCCACCUGCAAUUUCUAUCUCGAGUAUUCCCCUGCUGCCUUCCUCAGUCCGCAGUGCCCCUUCUAGUGCUCCAUCCACACCUCUCUCCACCGACGCCCCAGAAUUUCUGUCUGUGCCCAAAGAUCGACCCCGGAAGAAGUCAGCUCCAGAAACUCUCACGCUUCCAGACCCUGAGAAAAGAGCCACCCUGAAUUUACCUGGCAUACACUCUUCAGAUAAGCCAUGUCGGCCCAAAUUAGAGUAACUUCCUAUGAAUAUUUCAUGGGGUUUUAUAUUUUCAUUUGGGUUUUUUUUUUUUAAAGAAUCUUCUAAUAUAGAAAAAGACUGCUUUGUCCCUCAAACAUGUUCCUUCGAUCUCUGAGUGUGCAUGUGGUUAAGUACCUUCCCAUAUAAUAGGAUUCCCUAAGUAUACCACACAGCAUCCUACUAGAUGUAAAUUGUAAGACUUGCAGAGGACAGAAGGAAUCCUCUGUAGCCACAGCUGGAAGCCAGGGAGGAAGCCUUGUUGUUGAGUGUUUGAUGAGGUCGGUGUGGACUUCCAAGAGUAAAUAAAUGAAAACGUUGUGCCCCUGCGUUAGAAGGUGUGGUAAAAUAACGAAGUCAGUCUCCUCUCAUCAAACCUGAAAUUCUCAAAAAUACUCUCAGGCGUAACAUACGUAAUUGUUAAAUUUCAAACUGUUCAUCACCGAUACUUGAAUACUAGUAGUUAACUGAGAUUCCUAUUUUGGUUAGUCUGACUCAGGAUUUGGGGCCUAAUUAACCCUUUAAAUUUUUUGAAAAUUUUAAUUAUCAACGUAUGGUGGCUCCAAGUGCAAUUAACGAUAACUUAUUUAUACCUUUCACAGAAUUUAAUAAAGACUCCACUUGUUUCUGUCUUUUAAUAACUUUCCCCUUUGUGCCCUUGUGGCCUCAGAAAUCUUUCAGAAUUGCACGGAUGAAUGUGACCAUGACUGACUGAUUUGGGGAUGGUUUGGUUUAGAAACCAAGAGGCCCAGGUGAGGCAAACAUCAUUUUUCUCUACAGGUACCAACAAACCUUGAAUUGUUAACUUCCGUCAUCCGUUAAGAGUCUCAGUAUUUGCAAUUAAUUGAGUAGAAUUCGUUGACUAUUUGCCCAUUCAAAGAAGUUCAAGGGUAGACUAAGCUCAUAGGACUUUUAACACUCUCAGAAUGUCUGAUUCGGGAACCCUGAAAAAGAACUGUCUCCCAUCCCCCUCCUGCUUUUACUUUUAAUAACAUCCAGAUUUCCCUGGAACAGAUUGCCCAUCACUGGACCUUAAAAAAGACUGUCAUUCUCUUGCCCUUACUUGAAACCCAAAUAUUGGGAAUGUCGCAGAAGUGGAGUAAAGACUGUCGAGUGGGAAGAGAGAAUGAGCAAAAUUGCUGACUCCUAUUUGUAGAGUAAGAAGGAGGAGCAGGAAAAGAUGCCUCUCUGUCUAGCUUUCUUUCCUGCAAGUGGUGGUAAUGCAAGAUUAGAAUCCAGGUUGACGGGAAGCAAGAUCAUUCAACCCAAGUGGCAGAAAACGAACUCUCCUUUGAUCUAAAGAGAAAACUGCCACCGUCGCGCCUCACUGCCUUUGAACGCAGAAGGAAGGGCAAGCAGAAUCUAGCACUUACUUUUUGUCCUCCAAGAGAGGAAGACAACAAGGUAGUUGGGCAACUCCGAGGCCCCAGCUAGCCUUCCUGACCAUAACCUCCAACCUCAGGAAAGGGACCUUCCCAAAACACAGAUUCCAAAGGAAACAACAUAAACCAAGGAGUAUGUCCUCCUUCCCACACAGCCUCUCAGCCAGUGGACCCUGCCUGCUUCUCUCUCUCAGUGCUCAGCACAUGCUACAUAGUGUCUUUCAAAUUGAUAAACUCUCCCAUGGUGCAGACGCUGGUCCCAUGAACCCAGCACCGAGUAUUCUCAGUCAUACGUCAGACUGUCAAGAUCAUUUCUUUAUCUACAGGUUGACAUUUCGCUUAAUAAAUAAAUAAACCCAGAACUCAAAGGAAACCAGUUGCAAAUAGUUUAGAUGGACAGUGCAUCUCUUCCCUAAGAACGACAGCAUUGUAGUAAGAGAUCCUUGCAUGGUAUCGUAGCAUGAUUUCUGCUUGUGGGAAAUCAUCUUCUCAGACCCCUUGGACUUCUCAAUGGUCCCCUACCCACACAGUAGUACUUAAUGAGAAUGUUGGCUUUAGAACACAAAUUUCUACUUUCAGAAGACACUGACAUAGUAUGCGUAUUUGCUUACCGUUUGCCAGUUGGAAAUCAGGAUGGGGUGGGAUCAUUAUUUUUGCAUAGAACAGAUUUAUUUUGUGCAGGUUGUAAACACAUCUGGCACCUAGUUUUCCCAUUAACACCAUUGCCGUUUUUCUUUUUGUAAAGUAGCUUCUGCUGUCGAGGUCAACGACGCUAUAUGCUUUAGAAAGCUAAUUUCUGAUUUCCUUCUGAGUUUUCUUUCUCUUGUAGCCACUUCAGUACCACAGACAUCAAUUUCAAAGCUGCCGAUGAUAGUGUGAUUCUUAGCCAACAUAGUGUGUGCUCUUAAAGUAUGUUCGGUUUUUCCUGUCUACAUGUGGUUGUGUGCAUUUAAAUGGGGUGGGGGGUUGCAGAUAUUCUUUUAGCUGCUUUGAAUGUUUAAUCCAGUCGUCACACGGCAUAAAUGACUUCAAUAUCUUAUCUCUCUUGAUUUUCAAGUGUCAUUUCAUAUUCUCCAUACAUGAGUUUGUUUAUUGUGGCAUACACGCCUGCGGUGAAUGUGUAUAUAGAACAUUAAUAAUUCCUAUAAGGAUGGAAAUUAAAUGGUUGCAUGAUGGAAACUUAGGAGAAGAAAAAAAGCAGAGACUUGAAUUCAUUAAGCAUGUUUGGGGAAAAAUAGAAUCUUUAACUCAGUGCCUCUGUCUGCAAUGUGGAAAUCUUCAACUUUGUUCACCAAAAUUGUAUUAUACCUGUGUGUGUGUGUGUGUGUGUGUGUGUGUGUGUGUGUGUGUGUGUGUGUUUGUGUAUGUGUAUGGCCUAGUGAAUCAAACACCACCAGUUUUAAGUCUCUGGUAGCCAAAUUAAAAUAAAUAAUCCAUAGAAUAACACAUAGUGUUCAUCCCAUCUUCAUCUCUGGUGUUAGUGGAGACCAUCAAAGUGACCAUAAAUGUCAUUACUCUGGAUGGAUUUCAAAUUCUGAAAUGCCCCCACGUUUUUCGUUGACUGCAUUGUUGCUUGGCUGUGUUUUCCCAGGAUAAGAAGGUCUCGGUGUUUUUACUGCAUAAACUUUAUCUGAGGUGAGCUCUGGAGACCAUUUCACUUUCCUACUAUUGGGCUGAAAUAAAACAAAGCAAAGGAAAAGCAUAACAACAAAGAAGUCUGUGACAUUUUUUUCAAUUAACACCAUUAUAACCAAAACAAUAGGAGUUCAUUGGUGAACUCAUUUAUAAACCUUCUGCUUUGGGUUUGCAUCUGUAUGUGGGGGGGAAAUGGUUUUAAUUUGGGAGUAUUUAUUAGGCGUGUUUUGGAUUGUGAAAAUAAAUCUCUAAGGAGCGCAGUUGUAUAACGAACACAAGACACUUAAGAAACACGGGACCUCCAAAAGAAAUAUGUGGUUUUCUUUCAAGACACUGUAAUAAACCGUGGCCUAAGAGAAAAGAUUCUGACACUUCUCAGGAAGUCAUUUUUCUGUGAAAAUUUCAAGGCUAAUGUAUGUAUGUGGAUUUUUCAUUGUUGCUUAAUUUCACAUCUCGUCAUGGCUCAGAAACAGCAAGGUCACUGGGCUGGCUUCGGUCAAUAGGAAUUUUACUUUUCACAAGGGCCAGAGUAUAACGUAGUCUCGUUACAGUGUGUGCUCAGAUAAUCCAGUAGAGAACAAUUGAAUAGUUUUAGUCUCUUUCUGAUCAUCUGACUCAGUAGGCUAGGUGACAGACAACCUGCCAUCGGAGCCAUAAUUCUUGAAAUUAAAAAAAAAAGAUCUGUUUAGUGACUGCAACUGAUCAAUAAAUAGAUCAUUUAAAACUAUUCAUUCUUGCUGAAACUGAAGUGUAACUCAAGAGAAUAGCGUUGACAUGCGGAGGCAACACAUAGCGGGUUCUUCUGGGUUCUACCUUCCAAACAAUCUGCAUUUGAAAGUAGAAGUGUUUAAGCUUUUUAGGAGUUAGUGCAAUAAGAGAAUGUGAAUAUGCUAAGAACUUUUCAGAUGUCAUUAUUAAUUAUACUUUUGUUGUUAACAAGUGCUUUAGGAUAAACCUCUCAAUGUUUUUGCUUAAAAUUGAAAGCAUGUCUGUUGAAUUGCAAGUCUCCCUUCAGUUUCUAUGUAUCACCAAGAAGAGGUUCUUUGAGUUGUUGUUAAUGCCUAUGCCGCUUAAAUGUACCUUCAGAGUGUCACUUUUAGGGUUUACAUUUCAAGCUGGGAUCUUGAUUAGUUACGUAUAUUGAGUCAAAAUAACCACUGCCACUGCGGAAGGACCAAGUUUUGGAAUGCACAGUGUUACAGACUACAAGCAAAGCAAACAAGAGUCGAUCCUCACACAUGCCAUCCUUCUGUGUCAUUUUAUGGCUGUUUUGUGUCCCCCCCCCCCAGUUAUUUAUUAUUGUUAAUAGCUUACUUUUUCUUACAUUCUGGUGUAAAUAAACUACAAAGCAAUCUUCUU